Messenger RNA from Leptonychotes weddellii (Weddell seal), 1697 nucleotides. The record is from RefSeq and is a predicted model, not a curated record. NCBI's taxonomy places the organism in Eukaryota, Metazoa, Chordata, Mammalia, Carnivora, Phocidae.
UCAUCACCUGAGCCGAAGGCAGUUGCUUAACCGACUGAGCCACCCAGGCGCCCGCAAAGAUGAUUAAGAACACUUUCUCAUUCUGUACUUUCUUCCCAAGGCCGGGCAGUCUUGUGAGGUUGAGACUCUUACUCCACUCAUCCAUCGUUGUAACAAGCUCAUCCUCGUAGGAGAUCCUAAACAGCUCCCUCCCACGGUCAUUUCUAUGAAAGCACAGGAAUAUGGCUAUGACCAGUCAAUGAUGGCGCGCUUCUACAAGCUGCUGGAAGACAAUGUGGAGCACAAUAUGAUCGGCAGGCUGCCUAUUUUACAGCUUACUGUUCAGUACAGGAUGCACCCAGACAUAUGUCUCUUCCCCUCUAAUUAUGUUUAUAACAGAAGCUUGAAAACAAAUAGACAGACUGAAACCAAUCGGUGUUCAUCAGACUGGCCAUUUCAACCUUACCUGGUGUUUGAUGUCGGAGACGGUUCAGAAAGACGGGAUAAUGACUCAUAUGUAAAUGUUCAAGAAAUAAAACUGGUAAUGGAAAUAAUUAAACUUAUUAAAGACAAAAGAAGGGAUGUUACUUUCCGGAACAUUGGCAUAAUAACCCAUUACAAGGCUCAGAAGACGAUGAUUCAGAAGGAUUUGGACAAAGAAUUUGAUAGAAAAGGGCCAGCAGAAGUAGAUACCGUGGAUGGGUUCCAGGGCCGGCAGAAGGAUUGCGUUAUUGUUACGUGCGUCAGAGCAAAUACCAUGCAGGGUUCAAUUGGAUUUCUGGCAAGUUUGCAGAGACUGAACGUCACCAUCACACGAGCCAAGUACAGCCUCUUCAUCCUCGGACAUUUAAGGACCCUCAUGGUAGGUGCAUUCUCAGGACCAGAGUGCUCCAAAGGUUGCCCAUUGUGACUGAUACUCGGUUGAGGUUUUGUUUUUAUUUUCCAUCAAAAUGGAAUUGAUUGCAGGGUUACAAAAUAAUGAGCUUCUUCCCCCUGGUUGUCCUGUCCUUCAGCAACUUCUGUCUGGGAACUUUUAUAGAUGUAAACUGCUAACCCUUUCGCAGUCCAAGGCCCAAGUAUCCACAGUAUCCAUAAUGAAAAAAAAAUUAUGUCUCCAUCAUAGGACUGUUGAGAUCUAUAAAUCCAUCCAUACAUCUAAGGUGCUAGAACAGUUGUUGGCACUUAGCACGCACUCAGCUACUGUGGCUGUUAUUGGCCCAGCUUAACGCCGGCUCGAGGGAGUUUGCAAGAGGAAGCUUGGAUCUUCUUUUCUGUUUUGGCAUGGGGAGCGUACUGCUCACCCUGUGUCACUUGGGUGGGGGAGGCCGUGUCAGAGCUCCUCUAGGAGACGGGGCGGGUUUACAUCCGUGGUAGGCAGAGUGUGGCCUCCGUCGGUGACGUCGGUGAUGUCAGCUGGCUAACACAGGUGUUUGCUGCUUGCCCCUUCAGGGGGUCACAACUUCGAACGUUCUUCUCAUUUUUGUGUUUCCCAAAGUCAGUGGUUAUGUUAGGAGAGGAGCUAACUCAUUAGAUUUUUUUCAGUAUUUUUCCCAUUUUCUGGUUAGUACCACCAGAGGGCAUUCAAAUACAGUCUUUCCCAUUCAGUUCUUCCCUACAUCUGUGGUCUUCAACUUCUGUUAUUUGUGUGCCCCCUUGAAGGAAUUUUUAAAAGCUGCAUACCACCUGUUUUUAAGUUGAUAUUGAAAAUUUGUUAUGGU